AAAAUCACCAGACAUAAACGGAGCCGUUCGAAAACACUCGACGGCUCGACGGUGUCUUCUCAGUCAACCGGCGGGGUCAUCGACUCAUCGUCUCUCCUCCGGCGGCGAGAUCAGAAGCCACCGAGCUAGCGACGGAUCGCCUUUUUCUCCUCCGCACAAGUUAAGCAUUUCUUCCUCCGCUCCACUUGUGGGCCUCGAUUCCUCUGUUAAACCGUGGGCUCUUCUUCAAUCUCGGCGGCGCCGCCAAGCUCUCCGUUCCCCAGCCGGCUGCAGCUUUCCAUCUACGGAUGCCGUUCGUCUUCCACCGACUGUUUCCAAGAUUCCGUCAGAGCCCACUUAACCCGGGGAAGAGGGGCAGGUGCUGAACUGCUGAUGCUCACCAUCCGCCCCGCUCGUUUCUUCUCGAUCCGUGGCGUGUUUGGCCGCCAAAUUGCUGAAGGGGCAGUUGGACACACCUACAUCAGCGCGGCAACUAAAUGUAGUGGAGUACAGUAUCAAGAAAGCCCCAGCUGCAUUUAUUGGAAUGGAAAAUGAAGGGCAUGUACAUCUCAGAUAAAUGUUUGCAUCGAAGCGUGCAGGCACGCACGGUGCCAGCGUUGAAGCUGCACAUAUCCACGAGGAUCACGAGACAGAAAGGCACAAGCAUAGGUAGAUGGGUAUGGGUGCCGCUGCCUUCUUCUACCUCCUGCUGUCCCUCUGGGCUCAGGAUGCAACCGCGGCUGACCUUGGCCUCACAAGAAGCGAUUUCCCACGGGAGUUCGUCUUUGGAUCUGGGACCUCGGCAUAUCAAUAUGAGGGUGCUGUUGCUGAGGAUGGCAGGAGCCCAAGCAACUGGGACACUUUCACUCACGCAGGCAGAAUGGCAGACAAAAGCACAGGAGAUGUUGCUGCAGAUGGGUACCACAAAUACAUGGAGGAUGUCAAGCUCAUGUCUGAGACAGGCCUAGAGGCCUAUAGGUUCUCCAUAUCCUGGUCAAGGCUCAUUCCAAGUGGACGCGGAGCUGUCAACCCCAAGGGGCUAGAGUACUACAAUAACCUCAUUGAUGAGCUAGUGAAUCAUGGAAUUCAAGUACACAUCACACUUCACCAUGUAGAUCUCCCUCAAGUUCUCGAAGACGAGUAUGGUGGAUGGUUAAGCCCCAAAAUUGUUGAAGAUUUCACAGCAUAUGCAGAUGUUUGCUUCAGGGAGUUCGGAAACAGGGUUGCAUCCUGGACAACUAUGGACGAGGCAAACAUCGGUGUACUUGGCUCUUAUGGCAAUGCUCUAUUUCCUCCUGGCCGUUGCUCAGAUCCAUUUGGAGCAACAAAGUGCACCGCUGGGGACUCUAGCAUCGAACCAUACAUAGCCGCUAAUAAUAUCCUUAUGGCGCAUGCAUCAGUUUUCAGACUGUACAGAGAUAAAUAUCAACACAAGCAGAAAGGAAUUGUUGGCAUAAAUAUCUACUCCUACUGGAGUUAUCCACUGACAAAUGCCACCGCGGAUCUAGAAGCAACUCAGAGAUGUAAAGAUUUCUUGUAUGGCUGGAUACUAGAGCCAUUGGUGUUUGGGGACUACCCACAAGUAAUGAAGAAGAAUGUCGGCUCUCGCCUUCCACCCUUCACAAACGUUCAGUCUGAACUUAUCAAGGGUUCCUUAGAUUUUAUUGGAAUAAAUCACUAUUUUUCUGUCUACGUGAAUGAUCGCCCUCUAGAUACAGGUGUUCGAGACUACACCGCAGACAUGUCAAUUGAUUCAAGAGGUUCUAGGACCGACCCGCCAGCUGGUCAGGGCCCCCCAACACACACUACAAGUGAUCCCAAAGGGUUGCAACUUGCACUGGAGUACCUGAAAGAAACCUAUGGGAACCUUCCCGUCUAUGUCCAAGAGAAUGGUAUGGGAUCUGCUGACGACAGUCUGGAUGACACCGACAGGAUCGGUUACCUGAGCAGCUACAUGGAGGGCACACUAGAGGCGAUGAGGAAUGGAGCCAACGUGGGAGGCUACUUCGCCUGGGCAUUCAUGGACCUGUUCGAGCUCCUGGCGGGGUACCAGUCAAGGUACGGACUGUAUCGGGUCGACUUCGCCGAUGAGAGGCGGCCGCGGCAAGCCAGGCUCUCGGCUCGCUGGUACUCCGGCUUCCUCAAGCACAACGGAACCUCUGCGCUCGCGUCGAGAGCGCAGAUUGAUGAGUUCGUGAUGUACGGAAAGAGAAUGCCUUGGAAAUACCGGUCAUACGAAAGAGGACUUAUUACUAUUGAGAUAUUGUGGUGACGAUGUUUAGCAGUCAUAAAAGGUGUAAAUUGAUUUUUUUUCAAGUGCAAAUCGUAUCAGGCACAUGGACAACUAGCAUCAGCUUCCUCUGUUUAGACAUUACUAUACCACGUAAUUGGUCUUUGGUUCUCUAGGAGAUCGUGGUCCAUAUUUGAGUAACUUACAAAAAUAUAUGCAUUAACAUGAUAAGAUGGUGUAGAAGCUUUCGUAGGAGUAUUUGUACUUGCUAUCACCAGGUAAGUUAUGCAAAGGGUAAACAAUGCUUUAUUUGUUCUAUCCAAUCUGAAUUUAGAAACUUUUUGUAAUAAAAAUAUGGCCAGGCAUUUACCAACAGGCAAGAUCUAGCAGCUUACCUCAUUUUUAUUCCUGGUUGGAUGUUUAGUCAUGCAUCCGAAUUUCCAGCAUGAUAGCUCACUUCUUUCAUGUGUAAAUAGUUCUCUCUCCAAGGCAUUCCUUAAUUUAUUUUCUAUCCUAGCAGUUCGUACAUAUCUAUAUUUUGUGCGGAGCGUUUUCCAUUUCAUUUUAUUUUACUUACUUUGUUUUCAUAUAUGGAUUCUGACUAUAGUAAUACAGUUUUUCCACCAAGGAUGCUUAAAUUACCUUCAAGGAGUGUUUUUUCCCGCUCCCACAUAGCAUGCAGCAGUUAUAUGCAUCAUUUGACUGUCUGUGGGGUCGUUCAGUUAAACGCUUAGUAUUGUUGCCCAUACAAGGAACAGAUUCAGUUCAGUUAAUUUAGCUCUAAUGGCGGUAUCAGUAAAACGUGGAUGUGUGCAGUUUUGAUGUACAUACUCCCCUAUUUGUACCAGUUCAGUUAAUUCAACUCUAAUUACGUUAUUUGUAAAACAUGAAAGAGUUGUUCGCUGGGGUUCUUUUCCCCUCUCCUUUAAUGCAUAAUACGCAUACUCGGGCAUAUUCUAGAAAACAAAAUACAUACUCCCCUAUAUAUGCCCUUCUUAUCCUUUCUUAAAAAUAACUAAGCGAAUAAUUACUUCCUGUAGAUCUCCUUCCAAGUUUAUUUACUUGAUCUUCUUUCCUUUCACUUCUCUUGACCUAUUUUUUGGUGCACUGACAUUGUGUCUUCAGUGGAAAAUUCUGAUGCUUCUAUGCUUUCAUGACUGCAUAAUAUUUUAAAUAUGAUUUAACAUAUGUUCUUUCUCAUGGAAAAUCAAGUUAUAAGUAGCUUAAAUGCUUAUUGUUCUUGGCUUGAGAUCUAUACUCUCUUAGUAAUCAAGCACAUCAACUUCUGCGAUUGAGAGAAGGAUCCAUGUUUCCAUGUUCUUUCUGAAGUUAAAUUGGCAUUGCAAAUUUUGUGAUCAAUAGCUUUCAGAAGAAAAAGGUUGCUCGAGCUACUCUUCAUCAACUUUGCACAUAUCACGGUAUAGUCAUCAACGACCACAAUCAUGGCGCGCUCAAGACAACGUUCAGGAUUUACUCAACAACACAAUAGUGGAGCGGAACUGAUCAUUACUUUAGUGAUUUAGAAAGUGGAGUAUUACUUUACAGAGGGAGUACAUUGUAGUACUGUUGUACUUUGGUUUUUCUUUGCAAUAUUUAGAACAUAGAGAUAAUCUAGAGCAUUCUGGAGGGGAAUCAAUCGGUAUGGAAUACUGAUGCAUAUAUAUUUUCUGGUGUAACUUGCUUCUAGGAUGUGGCAACCUUUUGAGAAAAUUUGAUA
This is a messenger RNA of Triticum aestivum (bread wheat), 3926 nucleotides long. Its product is annotated as beta-glucosidase 2. The transcript has 17 exons. Gene Ontology annotation, molecular function: beta-glucosidase activity. The record is from RefSeq and is a predicted model, not a curated record. Bases 653 to 2251 code for a protein of 532 amino acids. NCBI's taxonomy places the organism in Eukaryota, Viridiplantae, Streptophyta, Magnoliopsida, Poales, Poaceae. Gene Ontology annotation, biological process: carbohydrate metabolic process.